Molecule: messenger RNA, 1242 nt
Organism: Dioszegia hungarica
Lineage: Eukaryota; Fungi; Basidiomycota; Tremellomycetes; Tremellales; Bulleribasidiaceae
Exons: 6
Coding region: 1-1242 (413 amino acids)
Source: RefSeq, a predicted model, not a curated record
AUGCCUGCUAUGUCGGCCGACACCACGAGUUGGCACCCAUCCCUUGGGGCCAAAGUACUCAUUCAGGUCCUAUGCAUUGGAGCCAUCAAGCUCUGUAGUGAGCGACAGCUGGCUCGAUGGCUUGCAUUCAAUGAGGCCGCCCCGCCGACGACAGUGAGCAAGACUACGCCAGAGCCGACAGUGGCCAAGACUUGGAAGGAGCAAUGGUCGGGCCGGCUAUCCGCCUUCCUCAUUUUCGCAACCUUCCUGCUACCUAUGGCGGGGCUGCUCGGUCCGUUCAACGAGGGCGGCAUCAUGCAGCUUUGUCUCGUUGACGGCCCGUGGGGUCUUUUCAUGCUGCACAUGUGGACCACAUCUUUCGCUACAGCGCUGUAUGGCAUCUUCCCGCCCGCUCGGACCAUCCGCAAACUGCGCCAGAACAAUGACGACAAGACGUGGGCCUUUGAGCAGGUCACCGACGGACCUACCUCUGGCUUCCGAUGGAGUAACCCCAAAGUCAACAAGGUCGCAGGGUUCCUUUGCGCCACGCUCCUCUUCAUCUCGGCGUACUUUGACGGUAAAGAGCUCUUCCCCCUCGCUUGGGCCGCACAGGUCGUAUGGGCUCUGGUCGGCUGGCAUGCGCCAAGAAUCCGAAUGAAGGCGAUAGUCAUGAUCCAGCUCGGUGUUGUCCUUCUGUUCGUCGUCAUCGGAGGUCUCGCGUACCUGUUCGGGCAGGACAACAGAUCUAUCCCGCCUGAGACACAGUCAUCCUCGGAUGGGCACCCGUCCCCCUGGUUACUUCGCAUUACGAGCAUUGUCAGCUCACUCAUGGUUUUUUGUGUCCCUGGCAUCUUUAUUCAGUUCAAUAUGCGGUAUGAACACACCCGCGUCGCACCCACUUCCAUCCGGAUCCCCUCGGCCCCCGGCGAGCCGGUAUCGAUCAACCACAAGGCCCCGCAGCCAAAGCUACCUCUGUAUGAAUUCACCAUCGCAGCUCUGAUUGCAAGCUGCUCGCUCGCCGAUUCCUUGUCGUUCUUCGGAGCCAGCAGGAACUUCUCGGUCGACCAGAUGAUCAUCAUCAAUACGGCUAUACCGCUUCUUGUGGGCGGGACGGCGGUGUACACCUUCUUCCGCGGAGACUUGAAGGACUGGUGGAACUAUACCGAGAUCUACCGACAGGACAUUGACCUGGAGACGGUAACGGAGGUAGACGAGCAUGGGAGGGAAAUCCCGGUAGACGAGAAGCGACCGGUCACGCCCUGA